Molecule: messenger RNA, 1671 nt
Organism: Leptinotarsa decemlineata (Colorado potato beetle)
Lineage: Eukaryota; Metazoa; Arthropoda; Insecta; Coleoptera; Chrysomelidae
Gene: emei
Product: transmembrane protein 161-like emei
Source: RefSeq, a predicted model, not a curated record
CUCACUUUUAGGUUAGAUCAAUUUUAAAAUUAGUUACUGGAUUCUAUAAAUAUAGCUACUUACAAAAGCCAUGAGUUUUAAGAGAUAAUUAGCAAUUUGUCUGCCUAUUUCGGGUCGCUAUGGCUCUUCUAGGGGCGCAAUUGGUCAUAACUCUCGUUAUGAUUAGUGUGAUUCAGAAGCUGGGCCCCCAUUUCUCAUUAGCCAGAUGGUUCCUGUGUUCCACAGGCCUCGUUCGAUACCUUUACCCCACCGAUAGCGAACUGAGGCAACUGGCAAACAUUCCCAAAGACAAAUCGAAAGGGAAAAAGAACUCCAAGACGCAAGCAAAUGGAAAGAGUACGGUUGAGACGUUUCACAUUCCCCGUUCGUUGGAUAUCAAGUUGGAUAAUGUUAAAAUAACAAGUUUAGAUGUUAUUCAUUUGCGAUAUUAUUUGGAGUAUCAGUGGCUGGUUGAUUUUUCUGUGUACGCGUUAAUUGUAUACGUGACGACAGAGCUUUAUCAGAGCUGGUUUCCAUUGAAAGGUGAAAUCAAUUUGAGCAUGAUAUGGUCCUUGUUGGUGAUACUUUUUGCCAUGAAACUGCUUCUAAGCUUGACGCUCCAGUAUUUCAAAGGUGAAGAAUCGGUAGGAGAAAGGUCGACUUGUAUCGUUAUGGGAUUUAUUUAUUUACUGAUAGCGAUGAUGGUGAUGAUUGUGGACGAAAAGAACCUUGAGGUAGGACUCGAGAGUGCUUACACCAGUUUCAACCAAAGUGCAGCCUCCUUCCUCGAAAAGCAAGGGUUAUCUUCCACCGGACCAGCAUCGAAAAUCGUUUUAAAAUUCUUCAUAGCGGUUUGGUGUGGCAUUUUAGGAGCUCUGUUCACUUUUCCGGGUCUGAGGAUGGCAAAAAUGCAUUGGGAUUUACUGAGAUAUUUCAGAGAGAAUAAGACUAAACAAUUACUUUUGAAUGCAACUUUCGCUCUUCCAUUCAUCCUGGUGCUUCUCUGGAUCAAACCGAUUUCAAGGGAUUAUUUGACUGUCAGAAUUUUUUCUGGCAGAUCUGAACCGCUACUAACAGAGAGAACAUUCGAAUCGAUUCGUCUGAUUGCAAUAGUCGCGACAAUGUUUCUCAAAAUGAUUUUGAUGCCGUGGUACUUGCAAGCAUAUCUUGAUAUGGCGUAUCAUCGGUUGGAGAAACAAAAAAAGGAGGCUGGUAGAAUAACGAAUAUUGAAUUGCAAAAGCAGAUAGCAUCGGUAUUUUACUAUCUCUGCGUAGUAACGUUGCAAUACGUAGCGCCUGUUGUCAUUUGCUUCUACAUGACGUUGAUGUACAAAACUCUCGGAGAAUUCAGCUGGGGAGACUUUGUUUUUGCGAAUACUGUCAAUGACGACGAAUGUCCCUUGAGUGCCGGGGAUACUAGACCUAUUUUGGAGCCAUUCGCCGAUUCUGAAGAAACACAAACCAUUACUCAAACUGCAGCUGAAUUUCAUUUUACUAUCGAGAGUCUAAAAAUGAUUUUCACAAAAGACGUCUAUAGAGGCCUCUUCGGUUUUUCAACGUGGUGGUGUUGUUUUUUGUACUUCGCUGCAACUUCGUUUGGACUGAUAUAUCAAUCGUAUUUUUCUGUUUUAUAAUAAAAUGCGAUGAAUCUCUUAUUGUUCUGAGUGUUCUGAUAAAAAGUUUCAAAUCGCA